AUGCCUCCCAAUGCCUACGACGUCUUCCAGGAACUGGACCGGGAAGAGCAGUUUUCUGCUCAAGAGGGCAAGACCCAGAGGUCCUACGCAACAUGGCGGGAACGCGCCAUGAGCCGAAACCUGCGCCGCGGUUUUCUCAUCAUCGGAACCUGCUGGGUUCUCUAUUUCGUAUACCUGCAUAGUCUCUACGCCAUGUCUUGGAAGCCUAAAUAUUUUGAUACUACCGAACAAGCGACGGAUGCUGUUGCGACUACUCUGGAGCAGAACAACGCCGGAAAGACCGUGCCCCUAGAUGUGCACGUCAUGAGCAAGUGUCCUGAUGCCAGGGACUGCCUGCAGCAAUUGAUCAUUCCAGCAAUGGAGAAAAUCAGCGAUAAGGUCGAUUUUCGCCUUUCGUUUAUUGGAAGCCACCAGGACGAUGACUUUGAUGAUCCUGAGGACCCAAGUGGCAUUGCCUUGUUACGGGAGAGUGUACGCCACAGUCAAGAAGUCGGAGUUACAAAGAGCUGUACUGUGAGGCUGGAUGAGACUGUUUGGUGUAUUCGAGAUGAUGGCAAGUGGAAGGAUUGCGCUCAUGGCAGCGAUAUCUCGACUUUCGUGGGGGAGGUAGAAAGAUUAUGGACGGAGAGGAAUUAG
Molecule: messenger RNA, 636 nt
Organism: Talaromyces atroroseus
Lineage: Eukaryota; Fungi; Ascomycota; Eurotiomycetes; Eurotiales; Trichocomaceae
Exons: 2
Coding region: 1-636 (211 amino acids)
Molecular function (GO): oxidoreductase activity, acting on a sulfur group of donors, disulfide as acceptor
Source: RefSeq, a predicted model, not a curated record